Molecule: messenger RNA, 810 nt
Organism: Chaetura pelagica (chimney swift)
Lineage: Eukaryota; Metazoa; Chordata; Aves; Apodiformes; Apodidae
Product: homeobox protein EMX1-like
Exons: 6
Coding region: 1-810 (269 amino acids)
Biological process (GO): brain development; central nervous system development; regulation of DNA-templated transcription
Molecular function (GO): DNA binding; DNA-binding transcription factor activity, RNA polymerase II-specific
Source: RefSeq, a predicted model, not a curated record
AUGACCUGCUCCAAGUUCAAUGGAUCAGGAUCACCUGGAUACCACUAUACCCUGGCUACCAGCAUCUCCCUGAUGCCAGCAUCCCCCAGGUACCAGCAUCACCUGGAUACGGGUAUCCCCCUGGGCAUCAUCAUCCCCUUCCCAGGAAGCAGACCCAGUUCCCGUGCCACCAUUUGCAGUGACCAGCGGAGGGCGUUCCGAGACCGGGUAACGGGCACCAGCAGAGGCCCGGAGUCCUCAGGCGACGCCGCCGCCGCCGGUCGAGCCCUUUACGGGAGCUCCGAGCUCGUGUUCCCGGAGGCCGUGGGGCACCCGGCUCUGCCCGUCGGGCCCCACCAGCUCGGGGGUGGGUCGGGGUUACCUCACCCCCAUUCUUUUUUCGGGCCUCAACACCGCGACCCUCUCAACUUCUACCCCUGGGUGCUGAGGAACCGCUUCUUCGGGCAUCGCUUCCAAGGGAGCGAGGUGUCCCAGGAGAGCCUGCUCCUCCACGGCCCCUUCGCCCGCAAGCCCAAGCGCAUCCGCACAGCGUUCUCGCCCUCGCAGCUCCUGCGCCUGGAACGGGCCUUUGAGAAGAACCACUACGUGGUGGGCGCCGAGCGCAAGCAGCUGGCCAGCAGCCUCAGCCUCUCCGAGACCCAGGUGAAAGUCUGGUUCCAGAACAGGAGGACGAAAUACAAACGGCAGAAGCUGGAGGAGGAAGGCCCCGACUCGGACCAGAAGAAGAAAGGCUCCCACCACAUCAACCGAUGGCGCCUGGCCACCAAGCAGUCCAGCGGGGAGGACAUCGACGUCACCUCCAACGACUAA